Messenger RNA from Rhodamnia argentea, 2053 nucleotides. Its product is annotated as calcium-dependent lipid-binding protein. The record is from RefSeq and is a predicted model, not a curated record. Gene Ontology annotation, cellular component: endoplasmic reticulum. Gene Ontology annotation, molecular function: lipid binding. NCBI's taxonomy places the organism in Eukaryota, Viridiplantae, Streptophyta, Magnoliopsida, Myrtales, Myrtaceae. The transcript is spliced from 12 exons. The coding region runs from base 238 to 1791 and encodes 517 amino acids.
GGGGACGCCAUUAAUAUCUGCGCUGAAUUCACAGAUGAUGCUCUCGCAUUGCGCAGAGUGAAACCGACCGACGCUUCUCUUCUUCCCCUUCUUCACUGCCUUCUUUCUAGAGAGAAAGACAGAGAGAGAGAGAGUUAUUGGCGAUGAAUUUCCGUUAGCGGCUGAUCGCUUCCGUUUCCUUCUCCGUCGGAUCUCAAUUCACUCCUCUGCGUGUCUUUCACUAAGGUUUGGGAAAGAAUGGGGCUGAUUUCGGGGAUUCUCAUGGGGACGAUCUUCGGCAUCGCGCUCGUGGCGGGAUGGCACCACAUGAUGCGGUAUCGUAGCUCCAAGCGCACAGCUAAGGCUGUCGACAUAAAAUUACUGGGGUCCCUUAAUAGAGAUGACUUGAAGAAGAUUUGUGGUGAUAACUUUCCAGAAUGGAUAUCUUUUCCAGUUUUUGAGCAGGUGAAAUGGCUGAACAAGCAACUGAGCAAAUUGUGGCCCUUCAUUGCAGAGGCGGGUACAUUGGUGAUUAAGGAGACUGUGGAGCCACUGUUGGAAGAUUACAGACCUCCAGGAAUUACUUCAUUAAAAUUCAGCAAGCUUUCCCUAGGAACUGUGGCACCGAAAAUUGAAGGUAUUCGUGUUCAGAGUCUUAAGAAAGGUCAGAUUAUAAUGGACAUCGAUUUCCGCUGGGGAGGUGAUCCUAGCAUCAUUCUAGGAGUCGAAGCUGCACUUGUUGCUUCAAUACCCAUUCAGUUGAAAGAUCUUCAAGUUUUUACUGUAGUUCGUGUCAUCUUCCAACUUGCUGAAGAAAUCCCUUGCAUUUCGGCAGUUGUGGUUGCAUUGCUCUCUGAGCCCAAGCCUAGGAUCGAUUACACUCUUAAAGCAGUUGGUGGAAGCUUAACAGCCAUUCCAGGACUUUCCGACAUGAUUGAUGAUACUGUAAAUUCAAUUAUCACAGAUAUGCUUCAAUGGCCUCACAGAAUUGUUGUUCCGAUUGGGGGUAUUCCAGUAGACACGAGUGAAUUAGAACUUAAACCACAAGGAAAGCUUUUUGUUACUGUGGUUAAAGCAAAUGAUCUGAAGAACAUGGAAAUGAUUGGAAAGUCCGAUCCAUACGUCAUUGUGUAUAUACGGCCUGUGUUUAAAGUUAAAUCAAAGGUCGUAGAGAACAACCUCAAUCCUGUUUGGAACCAAACGUUUGAGGUUAUUGCAGAAGACAAGGAGACUCAGUUUCUUACUGUUGAGGUUUUUGACAAGGACAUUGGUCAAGACAAGCGGCUGGGAAUUGCCAAAUUACCUUUGAUUGAUCUGGAGCCUGAUGUAGCGAAGGAAGUUGAGCUGAGGUUGCUUCCGUCACUUGAUAUGCUGAAGAUAAAGGACAAGAAGGACAGAGGAACAGUAACUGUCAAGGUUUUUUACCACCAAUUUAACAAGGAGGAGCAGCUAGCUGCUCUAGAAGAGGAGAAGAGGAUCUUGGAGGAGAGAAAGAAACUGAAAGCAGCAGGAGCAAUAGGAAGUACCAUGGACGCACUUGAUGGAGCUGUCGGAUUGGUGGGUACAGGUAUAGGUGCUGGGGUUGGGCUCGUCGGAACCGGCAUUGGUGCAGGGGUUGGGGUUGUUGGAAGUGGCCUCGGGGCUGGAGCUGGGAUAGUUGGGAGCGGGUUCGGGGCUGUGGGAAGUGGCUUGAGUAAAGCUGGGAAGUUCAUGGGUCGAACCAUCACGGGACAAUCCGGCAACCCCAAGAGGAGUGGGAAUUCUACCCCAGUUAACAGCGCCCAAGAAAAUGGUGGUGCAAAGCCACGGUAGUGCCUGUAUACAUGGUGUCUUUUGUGAAUUAUCGGCAUUCUAUUAGCUGGUUGCAGGUGACUCCUUUUGUUCCUUUUCUCUUCCGAUGAUUAGGAUCCUCCUCCUCCUUUUCUCCUUUCCGUUGUUCCAUCUGCUUCUUUCGGAAUUUGGUGGCAAAGUAAUCGCUGUUGCUUAUUCUAGCUAAUCUGUAUCAUCCUGCAUCUUGUAGCUUCUGUCAUAAGUAACUUCAAGUUCAAGAAAAGUACUCGUUAGAUUUAAUAUU